Helicoverpa armigera (cotton bollworm) is the source of this 6774-nucleotide messenger RNA. Its product is annotated as mucin-2. Lineage: Eukaryota; Metazoa; Arthropoda; Insecta; Lepidoptera; Noctuidae. The transcript has 3 exons. Bases 275 to 6109 code for a protein of 1944 amino acids. The record is from RefSeq and is a predicted model, not a curated record.
GAGCCAGUGUACGCUCGUCAGGCGUCGUGAAACCACGCACCUUCACUUAACUGAAACUUAAAGACUUUUUUUAUUUUAUUAUUUUCCCAAAAGUUAAGUAAAGAACACGGAGUGUCAUGUUGAACCAUUUUUGUAUUUCGAAAAAUGUGAUUCAGUCAACGAAAGGAUUUGGUUUCUAAUUUUUUUGUUUUUAAUUUUUAUUUUUUGGGAUUUUUGAGUGUACGAACUAUACAGGAGGUUUGAUUUGGAAUUGAAGUGACGUUGUUUUUAUAAGAUGGCGCACCGCACCGUGCACCGCCUCGCCUGCCUCGUGACACUCCUGGCUGUGACGUCAUCAGCCAAGAAGGACCAGUCAAGAUGGUCUCGUCAGAUCAGCACCUACACAUCAGACAUCAGCGACUGGGUGCCCCUGUCCGGCCCCGUCGAGAGAGAACCCGAACAACCUCAACAACCUCAGAUUAAGAGACAAGCCGUUGCAGAACCUAGAAUACUGACGGAACCAUUCCCAGGACUAACACGACCAACAGGAUUCAGCCAAGAUGCCUUCCCACACAGGAACUUUUAUAAUGCUCCAGCAAACAGACAGCUGUACCUUCAAUCUGUGCCAUCGGCCCCACAGAAUUAUCUGACUGACCAAGGCUUCGGGACAGGCAUUCGAUUUGGUUUGUCACAGCCUAAUUUCCCACUGAGUCAAGGAUUUGUAGCUCCCCCAUUCGGAUUUGAAACCGUUCAGCCUCAGAAGCCCAGGCCACAGCCGAUUCUUAACCCAGUUAGCUUCAAUCAAGCGUUACCUGGUCCAUCUCAAGCAAAACCUUUUCUGGGCCAACAUCAAAAACCUAAACUGGAAGUUCCCCGGCUUGUUGAUGGAUACCGCGCUGAAAACGUGAGCAACGCCUUCGGCUUUGUUAACAAGAAACCUCAGUCUCUACAGAAAAUUAAAUUUGAUACCAUCGAUAAACCAUUGAAACCAGAAUCAGUGCCGCAGAACAAACACGAGAGAGAGGAAGUUCAGUUAUUGUACGUGCCUUUAGAGUCGUUGAACAGAGGACAGUUUAACUUCAGGACUCCCCUGACAACUUCGCAGUUGGUUAAUUCAGAAUUGUAUUCUCAAGGAGGCGCAAGACCCAAUCCUGUCAAACAGACAUUCGUCAGCGAUUAUCAAAGACCAGGUGCUAAGCCAGUAGACCCACUGUCAGGUCAAAACUAUUUCUCUGAAUUCUCUCAAAUGAAAGACGUUGAUCAAGUGCCAAAAUUCUCAACAAUUCCAACUCCUUUCCCCACUCAACCUUCAACGACGCCGAAACCGAAGAAGUUGAAGCCACAUCAACCACCAUUAGCUAUUUUCAUGACCAAGGAAGUCAGUAAGAACAGUCAAGUUAAAGUGGGAGACGUGUUAUCUUCUCUAAAGAAUGCCGACACUAUUGCUGUGCUAGACUCAGUCAAUCCUUUGAAUGCACCCAAGGUUUUCAUUGGACCCUCAACUUUACCACCACCUGACAACUUCGUCAAAUUCGAACUGCCUUACCUAUCAAACAUAGAGAACAGCGACAAGAAACUAAAACAAUUGCCAUUCUUUGUUGCACCCUUGAGCUACAACACUCCAAAUGGGUUCGCAAAAAUUCCUUUCCCAUCUCCACAUGUGGGAUCAGUAGUCAUUAACUCACAAAUCCGUGACUCAUCACAACCUCAGGCGCCAUCACAACCAGGAUAUAAUCAGAACUAUUACGCAGUCACACAGCCGCCUUACAAGCCCGAAAAACCUGUAACACAAAAACCCACAUUCAGCUACUAUACCACUGCCGCGCCUAAACCAAACCCAGUGCCAAACUACCAGUCGAAUUACUACUCCUUCGAGCCACAAACUGUCUCAUCAAUCAGGCCACCAAAGCAACCUGAGACAGCCACAGCACCACCCAAAUCAGGUUCAUAUUUUAUAAACAACGCGGGACAUCAACCCAACUCUCAAGAGUACAGCAACUACCAGGCUCAGAAUAAUUUCAAGUCUUCAGAGACCGAUCAGUACUACCAGAGGAAACCAGAUCAUACGACCACAUUACGUACAACUACGACAACUACAACGACGACAACUAAACCGCCUUCAACUUAUCCGAGUCAACUGCUUGAGACUCAUAAUCCUUACUCUAUCAACCAGGCGUUCCACUUCAGCACUCCGUUAGAUUACCACAACUACUUCGAUGAUAUUAAACAGCCUUAUCCUACACCUGCGUCAGAAGGACAUUCAUCACCAUCUCCAACACGGCCGGCUUCCCCAUCCCCAACUCCAGCCAGCCCAACUAGUGCUGAAAAACAACCUGAACAAGUAAUUACACAAAAGCCAAAGUACCGCCAACAGGCCACACCAAGCUAUUUACAAAACUACACCCCAGAAAUCCACCAUGAUUCUGAUCCGAAUCUGAAAUACCCUGUAUUCAACCCAACUGACUAUUUUGCUAAAACGGAACAUACUACAGAAAAGACCCAGCCAAGCCCGGUUUACACUAAUAGUGUUACUCCAGCACCAGUAAGAAAUAUAUACAACCAAGAUGCUGGAAAACAAAACAAUUACAAUCAGCAAGAAAUCUUGAAAACUAACUACAAUCAAGAAGUCAAUGCUCCUGUAAAACAAACUUAUCAGCAAGACUUUAACGCCCCAGUUAGGCAGACUUAUAACCAAGAUUUCCAUGCUCCUCAAACUAACAACUACAACCAAGACGUAAAUGUUCCAGUAAGUAACAAUUACAAUCAAGAUUCUAAUACUCCCGUAAGAAAUAACUACAAUCAGGAGGUAACAACUCCAGUUAGAAAUAACUACAACCAAGAAGUAACAUCUCCAGUAGGAAACAAUUAUAAUGUGGAAAACACCGCACCAGUUAGCAACAACUACAACACAGAAAUCGAUGCUCAAGUAAAUACAUACAAAACAGAAUAUAACCAAAACGUUGAACCUCAACCUGCAGUGGACCAAAACAUUCCAUCAGGUCCAUCAGUAGACAUUAACAGUGUGCCAACCAUUUCUGAAGUAGAUACUCCGCCUAAAUACAGUGGUGAAGAGUACACAUACCAAAAUAACUAUGAAUCUGCUGAAGUGAGUCCUACUUCAUCUUCAACCACAACGACGACCACAACUACACGUAGAACUCCUCAGAGGAACAGAGGCCGUCCCCGAUACACCACCACACCUCGAUCUGAAUCUUACGAGUCUACCAGCAAAGUAGUAGUCACAAGGCGACCCUUACGAGAACGACGACCACUUCCAUCCAGACCUCGUUAUGAACCAAACAAAAUCACUACCGAAAAAACAAUCAAAAAACUAUCAGAGUCAGCGGAGAGUACAACAAAAUCUUCAAGACAACGAACGAGGGGACGUAUCCACUAUAAGCCAUCAGAAAACGAGGAUAUUUACGAUAGAAGAGUUAAAACUCAUAACAGCAAGGAAGAAGACCUCGCGUAUCAGAGAGACGUCUUGCAUCAAAACUAUCCAGUAACCUUGAUGGAACGUAUGAGCACCGUCGAUAUUGAAGCUAUCACUGAACCCACCCCUAAAGAGACUUCAGAAAAAUCCGAAGAACCUAUCACCGAAAAUGAUACUGAAAAUGCUUACACAAACGAAAAGGCAUCUAUAAGCCAACACUACACAAAUGUUGACUCAAAAGAAGAAGCGGCAUUGCCAACCUUUACUUCGAGAAGCACUGUGCAAACAGAAACAUCAUAUGUGCCUAAUUUGCCAUCUACCCGUCAAGAAUACUUCUACCAGUCACGAAGCAGUAUUGCGCCAGUAGAAGCCUCUGCUUUUGAUGAAACAAGUCCCGAAAAAGAAGAAGACAUUUACGUCAAACAAACAACACCAAUAACGAAACCAGAAUAUGACAUUAGUUCAUAUGCUACUGACACACCCGCUAGCCCUGCGACCGAACAAAGUGUAAGCUUUUCAGUCAGUCACGAAUAUGACUCUGGUAAACAAGAAGAAUCCACCACUGCCCCUGAAAAUGAAGAUAUCAAAAUCGAAAACCAGGAGCACCAGGAAAUUGAAGAAGAAGAAGAAAAUGUUGUUCAAACCACACCAUCAUACAACCGAGUACGCGUGCGCCCUGGAGUCAUCCGACAGUAUCACCAAGCUUCAACAGAAUCUUCCAGAAACAAGGAAAGGAAGAGACCAGCUCAGCCAGUCACUUAUAGACCAGCUUUCGACCGACGAAGAACAACAAUGAGAAUUGAUGAAAUUGAAGCUGACUUGAAGACAAAGCAAGUACACGCUAGGCCGGAAGUACAAGAAAUUAGGCACCCUGUGUACAGACCGGAACCUACCACAGAACCAUCUGCGACAUCUCCCUCUACGACGGAAAGUUCUACUAAACGUGGACAUUUUCGCCGAAGAAGACCUUCAUAUUCUUAUACUACGACAUCGACUGAGUCAUCGAGCACUAAACGUGUUUAUGAAGUAAAGAACAGAUUCAGAGGACGAAGACCCACUGAGAAACCCACGGACAAACCAGAUGUACAGACCGAAGCACCCAACACUACCAACAGAAGCCAACUUCAUACGAGAUACAGCCCUAGACCAAGACUGUCCGAGAGAUACAACAAGAAACCCGAAAGCAAGGAAGAAGAAACAGAAGAUCAGGAUUCUAACUUUUCCAUCAACAGACCAAAGUACGCUGAACCCGAAACAGACCAGUGGUCACCCAAGAUCUCAAGCGAUUCCUUUAAACCAUUCAAUCCUAAUGAUAUCAUAGAUGAACAGAAAGUCGCAACAACUGAGCGUAGAUCAGACAAGGAGAGUGAACUGGACAUAAUCACAGCUAGGAACGAGUUUGAUGAUAUACUGCUAACUGUAACUCCAGCAACUAACACUAGAUCAGUCAAGAAAAUUCCUGAAAUCCCCCCAACUCUAGAGGCUUUGGUAGAACAGAGCAAAGUUACCAGAAGCGACACCACUGACUCCAUGUCUACUUUUGAAAGUAUGUUGGAAGAAGUGAUGAAAAGCUUGGAGGAACAAGAUCAGGAUGAGUACACCACGAAUGUGAUGAAACACAAAGGCGGUGAGAUUGGUGAAAUUCCCCCGGAGAGAAUAAUAUCUUCUGGAGAGACCUACGUACAGAAGCAGACUACACCGAUGGAAGAAAUCACGACUGAGCAAACUACGGCCUAUGACUCUUCUGUUAAUGCAGAGGAUGACAAAGACCGCAAGGGCCGCCGUCGUGGAUUCUGGAAGAAAGUCAAAGUGCGUCCUGCAUCCACCGAAUCCAUAGAAUUUGCUGAAUCGCAGUACUACACUCACACCGUCAACCGCCUCGGACAACCAUUAAAGCUAUCCAAAAACGUUCAUGACAAAACAGAAAGAAUUGAAAAACCCAAGGUUACAACUUACAAACCAAGCUACGAUUUUAUCAAAGACCUAUUCUCAAGUAACGAUGAAGCAGAAAACAUUGAUGUGAUCCCUACUGUAGACAUACCUAAACUAACUAGCAAAGACUCCGAAAAGGAUGAAACUCUCAUUACUGAAGAAAGCAAACAGACCACAGUUUAUCUGCCAAAAGAAACGCAGACUGAAACAGCUAUCAGUCCCGGAGACUUGGACCUAGGAACAGGUUCACCAGACCCUACCAUGGAUGACAUGUACGUUACCACUCCAACUGAACCGACCACUACCAACAAACCUGUGACAGAUAACAAAUCUGAUGCUGGGUUCAGUUUCAUGGACUACUUAUUUGGAACGACUUCAGAGGACAAACAGGUCAGCCCAGAAAACGAAGCCAAAACAACUGAACUAGAAAUACAAAUUACCACAGAGCAACCCAAACCUAAGAUAGUCACGACGGAAAGCGCAUUCAUUCCUGAAGAAAUAACUGCUGCGUCUGUUACUGACGAAAAUACGGAAUCUGUAACCGAUUUUACUGAAAUCAAAAAGCUGAAUACUACUGAGGAAAGUCAAACAGAAAAGGUUGAUGAAGUUACUGAAACAUCAGUAGUUCGAGUAGAGAGUUCAUCUGUGUCAUCUUUCAUGAAUCCUGCUAAUGUAGUGAGCACGUCAAUGUCCACAGAGGUGUCGCAUGAAACUGAAAUAUGCUUUAGAGGAAAAUGCAUCAAAACUAGCAAAGACAUCCUAUAAACCCCAAGUGAUCUAAAACCAUGGUGCUAUUGACUUUUGUGUUCAAAGUAGUGAAUUUGUGAAAGGACAAAUGACUCAUUUAGCUAAGGUCAAGUGUAAGGAGUCAGCGAAAUUCUAUAAUCUUGUAUGAAAUAUUUAUUAAUAUUUUUGUGGAUUAGGUAUUCGGUGCGGUGAAAUCUUGUAAAUAGUAUUUUGAGAGGCUCUUUACUUGGUUCCACCUGAGUAAUCUUUAAUUAAUUAAUUAGACUUAACUUUCUAUUACUUUUAAGGUCUGUGGCCACAUGCUUUAAGAGUUCACACUAUGUAAUAUAUUUUUACGUAGUUAAUAUUUUGAUUGUAAGAACAAUUUAAUAUUAAUUUUUUACCUACAUACUCUACCUAAUGUAAAUAUGACUGAACAUUUUAUAACCAUUAUUUUUAAGAUUUUCUUGUUAAUGACUAUUUAUUUUCUUAGUUUAAUUAACUAUGUACUAAGUUCUUCUCCACACUUGAAGAUUACCUUCCAUUAUUUUCAAUAUUAUGGGAAAAUCAAAGACACUUCUUAUACUAUCCCACCCAAAUAAUAACAAUCUUGCUUAUUUGAUAGAUAUUUUAUAAGAGUUAUCUGUUAAAUAACCACUGGAAUUGUAACUGUAUUGAAAAUAAAAUAAAAGUAUUACCAAUUA